AUGUUAUGGUUUAAGAAAUCACUACAUUGCAAACCUCAAUCAUCAGAGGUUCAUGAUCCAAAGGCAAAUAGGCAUCACAAAAUAAAAAACAACAAAGACAAAAGUGUCAAAAAUUGCAUAAAUGGUAGCUCUAGUCAUCAUGACAUGCUUAAUCAUGUUACUCAUGAUAUUGUUUUUGAUAGCAAAAGUGGUGAGAUUAAAUGUUAUCCUUGUUUUCAAAACAAUGAAGUUUCUUCUUCUCAUAGAUCAACUAAGGGAACCAAGAUUUCAACAAAAUCACAUUAUGUUGAUUGUGAUGAAUGUUUUGUUUUCUCAAAGUCAAAGGUGACAAUUGUGAAAGAGUCAAAUGAUUUAUUUCCGGGUACAACUUUUCCUCUUGCCACCAUUGAAGAACAUGAUAUCUCUGAGCAUUCAGUGAUCAAUCUUCAAAGACAAGAUUCAUCUUGGCAAAUUAUCAAAAAAAUAUGUGAAGUUAACAAUGACAAUAGUGAAAGCAAAGCAAUAUUACAAAUUGAACAUGUCUUGAAAGUCCAAAACAUGCAAGAAACAUUUGCAAGCUUUGAGGAAUUUAGAGAAACUACAAAAAUUAAUGCUGAAAAGCUACAAAUUAAGCACCCUAGGUGUUUAGUUGAUGGAAAUGAGAUGUUAAGGUUUCAUGGUACAACCAUUGCAUGUUCCCUUGGUAUAAAUGGUUCUUCUAAUCCAUGCACUUUAGAUCAAUGUGGUUUAUGCCAAAUUUUGAGGCUUGGUUUCUCUGCCAACCAAAAAUUUGAAGAUACUAUUGGUGUUUUCACAGCUUCUACAUGUGGAAAAGCUUUUGAUUCUAUUAAGUCUUUGAAUAAACCAUUCAUGAGAAAAUGUGUUAUAGUGUGUAGGGUGAUAGCUGGGAGAAUCAACAAUCCUUUGCAAGAGAUACAAGAAAUGAGCGAUUCAGAUUAUGAUUCUUUGGUUAAAAGCAUAAAUUGUCAAUUAGAUAUUGAAGAACUUAUUGUUUUAAAUCCAAGAGCUGUUCUCCCUUGUUUUGUGGUAAUGUACACAUUAUGA
Trifolium pratense (red clover) is the source of this 1044-nucleotide messenger RNA. RefSeq lists its product as uncharacterized. The coding region runs from base 1 to 1044 and encodes 347 amino acids. The record is from RefSeq and is a predicted model, not a curated record. The transcript has 2 exons. Lineage: Eukaryota; Viridiplantae; Streptophyta; Magnoliopsida; Fabales; Fabaceae.